This is a messenger RNA of Chara braunii, 2067 nucleotides long. The record is from the annotation of a GenBank genome assembly. NCBI's taxonomy places the organism in Eukaryota, Viridiplantae, Streptophyta, Charophyceae, Charales, Characeae.
GGCGAGCGCUCGUUAAACAACUCGUCUAGCCCAAUGACCGGUACUGGUUGGGUUCUCCCUUUGGGGGACCCUCUGGCGUCUCCUCUUUCCUCUGGGAUUUUGACAUAUAUUUGUGUGUAGAGUAGGGCCCACUCGAGGUGGUACCGCCACCCAACCAUACACGAAGGAGGAGGAGGAGAAGAUGGCCGCCACCCUGCAAGAGAGGAAGGAGAAGAAGGAGGCCAAGAAGAAGGCCUUGAAAGAGGAACAGGCGGCCAAACUAAAGAAGAUGGAAGAAGAGAUGGCCAGGGAGAAAGAGAGGUUGAAAAAGGAAGAAGAAGAGAAGUUGAAGGAGGKGGAUGAAGAAGAGGAAGGACCGCCACUGCAAAAGAGUGGGCAGCACAGCGGCAGCAGCAGUGAUGAGAUGGAGAAGAAGAUUUCGGAGUGGGUCGCCAACUUAUCCCUGUGUGAGGAGGAAGAGGUUGCUAUGUACAUCCCCAAGGAUGAGCAAGAAGCCACCAUGAAGAAAUGGGAAGCAGAAGAAGAUGUUCUGACGCGGCAGGCGAUGGAGGAUGAACAGAGGAUGGCAGGGAGUUCAGGCGUAUUUCGCCUAGAGAAAGAUGGGAAGGUGGAGAAGGUCCUCCACUCCCUGACUCUCCUCGUAGAGGACAGCCUCCCGUUUGAUAUAGUACUGGGAAUGGAUUGGGGAGAGGCAGCCGGGGCAAUGCUCCAUUUGAAGGAGCACGAGUGUAGACUCCCUAGUUUUGCAGGCGAGGCUAAGACUGCCCGCCUGUUUCAUGUGUCAGGAGUAGAGAAUUCCUUGGCACAUUGCUGCCUUAGUGCCCCUGCGUUCGCCAGAUUGGUGAAGAAGGAGAAAUUAGAGGAACAGGUCUUUGUUGCCUAUGUUAGGCCCGUCACUGAGCCUACGGAAGAGAAGCGGAUGGACCCUACGAUUGCCAAGCUGCUGGAGGAGUUUAAGGAUUUGACUGAGCCGCCGACAGGCACGGUGUCGCGGCCCAUCCAGCACCGUAUCGAGAUAGAGCCUGGCAUUAGAACUCCUAAGGGUGCUGUGUUUAGGAUGUCCCUGCGGGAGUUAGAGGAGCUUCGCAAGCAAUUAGACGAGCUCCUCGAGAAGGGUUGGAUUAGGCCCAGUUUGUCUCCUUUCGGAGCACCUGUUUUCUUUGUUCCUAAGAAAGAGGGAGAGCUGAGAAUGUGCAUAGACUAUAGGGGUCUGAAUGCUAUUACAGUAAAGAAUGCUGAGCCACUGCCUAGGAUCGACGAUCUCUUAGAUCGAGUGCAGGGGGCUAAGUAUUUCUCUAAGAUAGACUUAAAGUCGGAAUAUCAUCAGAUAGAGGUACACCCUGAUGAUCAGUAUAAGACAGCCUUCCGGACUAGGUACGGGCAUUAUGAGUUUAUAGUGAUGCCCUUUGGACUAACCAAUGCGCCAGCAACUUUUCAGUGGUGUAUGAAUGAUUUGUUUAGGCCGUGGUUAGACAAAUUCGUUGUAGUUUAUCUAGAUGACAUCCUAGUGUUUAGUCGGACCCUCGAAGAGCAUCAGGGUUAUCUCAGGCAAGUCUUGCAGAAGCUGAGAAAAGCUAACUUCAAGAUCAAUGCAAAGAAGUGCGAUUGGGCGAAGACCCAAGUUUUGUAUCUAGGCCACGUCUUAGACGGAGACGGCGUUAAGCCAGAAGAUAGCAAGAUCGCAGCGAUUAGAGAUUGGCCCACGCCACGUACGCUGACAGAGUUGCGCUCGUUCCUGGGCUUAGCGAAUUACUACAGAAAGUUCGUAAGGAACUUCUCCACCAUCGCUGCGCCCCUUCGCAGAUUGCUGAGUAAAGAGACAAUCUGGAAGUGGGACAAGGACUGCACGUCCGCCAUGAAGAAGCUAAAGCAGGCGUUGAUAGAGUAUCCGGUCCUUAAGGUCGCCGAUCCGUCCUUGCCUUUUGUUGUUACUACGGAUGCUAGCCAGUACGGCAUAGGCGCAGUGUUCCAGCAAGACGAUGGCAAUGGCUAGGAUGCCUUCAGAGAAGGUUGCAACAUCUACCUAUGAGAGGGAACUCUACGCUCUCAGGUAAGCAUUAGACCACU